Molecule: messenger RNA, 507 nt
Organism: Drepanopeziza brunnea f. sp. 'multigermtubi' MB_m1
Lineage: Eukaryota; Fungi; Ascomycota; Leotiomycetes; Helotiales; Drepanopezizaceae
Source: RefSeq, a predicted model, not a curated record
AUGGAACCCGGUCCUCAAGCAAUGGUUUUGACUCAAUUGGCCUCAGCUCAAGACUCCGGCAAUUGGGACUACAAUACUCUUUUGGAUCAGCUCGCUCUCGCUUACGACAAUCCAAACAAAAUUCAAGAAGCUGAGGAUAAGCUGCUUGCUUGCAAGCAAGGUACGGACGCCUUCCAUAUCUACGUCUUACGCUUCGAACGACUUUUGUACGCUGCUCGCUGUCAGACUUGGCCCGACGCUAAUAAGAUUAUUGCGUUCCGCAAUGGUCUGAACUCAAUUAUUCGGACCCGUUUGAAUGGCCAAUUGACUCUCCUAAUCACGUAUACCGAAUACGUGCACGUCACUCAGCAGCUUGGACGCUCUUCCGGCUCUUCCGGCCCUUCCGGCCCGUCCUACGGAUUUUCUCGACCUUCGGCACCUUCGGCCCUUUUUCAAAACCGCCCUCGCACGUUAACGGGCCCUCCCCCCGGCGACCCAAUGGACCUUUCAGCAGUCGAACGCGCUUAA